Molecule: messenger RNA, 1830 nt
Organism: Eriocheir sinensis (Chinese mitten crab)
Lineage: Eukaryota; Metazoa; Arthropoda; Malacostraca; Decapoda; Varunidae
Product: beclin-1-like protein A
Exons: 2
Coding region: 1-1830 (609 amino acids)
Source: RefSeq, a predicted model, not a curated record
AUGCGCAGUGACUCAGCUCUCCUCCUCAACCCCCUUAACCUCCUCCUCGACCUCCACAACCCCCACCUCAUCUUCAACACGCACCAUCUCCUCCUCGACCUCUACAACCCUCACAAGCGCUUCCUCAACCCCGUCAACCUCAUCCUCGACCUCCACAUCUUUCUCGACCCUCCCAACAACUUCCUCCUCGACCAUCACAACCUCAUCCUCGACCCUCCCAACAACUUCCUCCUCGACCACCACAACCUCAUCCUCGACCCUCCCAACAACUUCCUCCUCGACCACCACAACCUCAUCCUCGACCCUCCCAACAACUUCCUCCUCGACCACCACAACCUCAUCCUCGACCCUCCCAACAACUUCCUCCUCAACCACCACAACCUCAUCCUCGACCCUCCCAACAACUUCCUCCUCAACCACCACAACCUCAUCCUCGACCCUCCCAACAACUUCCUCCUCAACCACCACAGCCUCAUCCUCGACCCUCCCAACAACUUCCUCCUCGACCACCACAACCUCAUCCUCGACCCUCCCAACAACUUCCUCCUCGACCACCACAACCUCAUCCUCGACCCUCCCAACAACUUCCUCCUCGACCACCACAACCUCAUCCUCGACCCUCCCAACAACUUGCUCCUCAACCACCACAACCUCAUCCUCGACCCUCCCAACAACUUCCUCCUCGACCACCACAACCUCAUCCUCGACCCUCCCAACAACUUCCUCCUCGACCACCACAACCUCAUCCUCGACCCUCCCAACAACUUCCUCCUCGACCACCACAACCUCAUCCUCGACCCUCCCAACAACUUCCUCCUCGACCAUCACAACCUCAUCCUCGACCCUCCCAACAACUUCCUCCUCGACCACCACAACCUCAUCCUCGACCCUCCCAACAACUUCCUCCUCGACCACCACAACCUCAUCCUCGACCCUCCCAACAACUUCCUCCUCAACCACCAUAACCUCAUCCUCGACCCUCCCAACAACUUCCUCCUCAACCACCACAACCUCAUCCUCGACCCUCCCAACAACUUCCUCCUCAACCACCAUAACCUCAUCCUCGACCCUCCCAACAACUUCCUCGACCACCACAACCUCAUCCUCGACCCUCCCAACAACUUCCUCCUCGACCACCACAACCUCAUCCUCGACCCUCCCAACAACUUCCUCCUCAACCACCACAACCUCAUCCUCGACCCUCCCAACAACUUCCUCCUCAACCACCACAACCUCAUCCUCGACCCUCCCAACAACUUUCUCCUCGACCACCACAACCUCAUCCUCGACCCUCCCAACAACUUCCUCCUCAACCACCACAACCUCAUCCUCGACCCUCCCAACAACUUCCUCCUCAACCACCAUAACCUCAUCCUCGACCCUCCCAACAACUUUCUCCUCGACCACCACAACCUCAUCCUCGACCCUCCCAACAACUUUCUCCUCGACCACCACAACCUCAUCCUCGACCCUCCUAACAACUCCCUCCUCGACCACCACAACCUCAUCCUCGACCACCACAACCUCAUCCUCGACCCUCCCAACAACUUCCUCACGACCACCACAACCUCAUCCUCGACCCUCCCAACAACUUCCUCCUCGACCACCAUAACCUCAUCCUCGACCCUCCCAACAACUUUCUCCUCGACCACCACAACCUCAUCCUCGACCCUCCCAACAACUUCCUCACGACCACCACAACCUCAUCCUCGACCCUCCCAACAACUUCCUCCUCGACCACCACAACCUCUUCCUCGACCACCACAACCUACUGCUCAACUCCCUCAACCUCCUUCGCGACUUCCAGAACCACCUCCUCGACCUUCAUAA